CGCUCUACAUACAUUCCAUUCUUGAAAUAAUAUAUAUAGUUGCAUUUGUUGAACUAAAAAACAUUUCUCAAAUGCAAACUUAAACCACAGCACCCAUCACCACUACACCUUCCACACCAAACAUCAUCUAUCCAUCCAUCCACCCAUCCAUCUAUCCAUCUCCCAUUGUUCAUCCAAUUCCCAAUACACUAAUGGCCAAAGAUGAUCAAGACUUCAGCUUCCCAGCCACCGUAGAAACCCCACCGCCGCCGCGUUUUCUCGAACUGCCGCCGGUUUGGUGGCGGACAUCGGCGGCCUCCCACCGUGAGAGCCCCAAGAAAGGAGAAGAUGAUGAUAACUUCUGCUAUUUCUCUUCAUUGUCAAAGGAGGCCACUCAUGCCCAAAGAAGGAGCUUUUCUUGCAUAGAAGGAAGAACAAAGAGGAGAGAUGAAGAAGAAGAAGAGGAGGAGAAGAUGGACAUGUUAUGGGAGGAUUUCAAUGAAGAGUACAAGAGAAGUAGAGAUUUGAAAUUUGUGCAGUCCUUGAAGCUCACCAAAGCUGUGAAGAGGCCAAGAAUGGUGGUUGUUAUGAAGGUGUUGAAGAAGGUGUUCUUGCUUCAUCAUUCUCACCAUUCAAUUUUCAAGAAACAUCCAUAAUCUCUUGUUGUGUUAUUUUGUCUUCUUUUGAUUCUAAUGCACAUAAUUUUUGUUUUUUAUCCAAAA
Messenger RNA from Ipomoea triloba (trilobed morning glory), 701 nucleotides. RefSeq lists its product as uncharacterized. Lineage: Eukaryota; Viridiplantae; Streptophyta; Magnoliopsida; Solanales; Convolvulaceae. Bases 192 to 635 code for a protein of 147 amino acids. The record is from RefSeq and is a predicted model, not a curated record. The transcript has a single exon.